AGGAUUGGAAACGUGCGCAACGCCUGCGUCGCAGCAAGCAGAGGCCAAAAACGUCGAACGAAGCCACCGUGAAUUCCUCCGCUGCUGUGCUGACACCCGGAGCCAUUGGAGCCGGAACACCGGCGCCGGGAUUGGCACCGCCGCCCCUGACCAACGCUCAGGUGCUGCAGGUGCCAUAUCCCGUCCCCGAGAUGCCCACUGAUGCAUCAACGACCCCCCUGCCGGCGGGAUUGUUGGCUCCUUUACGCUCUGGAGAGGUCGUCCCCUCUGUGCCAUCUGUACCGGAAAUGCCGGGCCCCCGCGGCCCUUUGAUGGGUGCC
Messenger RNA from Cladocopium goreaui, 320 nucleotides. Lineage: Eukaryota; Dinophyceae; Suessiales; Symbiodiniaceae. The record is from the annotation of a GenBank genome assembly.